AUGGCCGGCCGGAACCCGGGCACCGAGCUGGAACUUGGCUGGAUCUCAAAAGUGUAUGUGAAUCGACCUGCAGUGGUGAGGCAUGCAGAGCAAAUUAAAAAAUGGAAAACUCUGAAAGGUAAUUGGCAAGCAGCCUGGCUGCUGAAAGCUGUCACCUGCAUAGACCUCACCACUCUCUCAGGUGAUGAUACUCCUUCAAAUGUUCAAAGGCUGUGUUUUAAAGCAAAGCACCCUAUCAGAGAAGAUCUCCUCAAAGCCUUGGACAUGCAUGAUAAAGGUAUCACUGCUGCAGCAGUUUGUGUGUAUUCUGCAAGAGUCUCUGAUGCUGUGGGCACCCUCAAAGCUGCUGGUUGUACCAUACCAGUGGCUUCAGUGGCUGCUGGGUUUCCAUCUGGACAAACUCCUCUGGAGACCAAACUGGCUGAAAUAAGGCUGGCAGUGGAAUAUGGGGCCCGAGAGAUUGACAUUGUCAUUAGCAGGAGUCUGGUGCUGACUGGCCAGUGGGAAGGUUCUGAUUUUAUAAAGACAUCUACAGGAAAGGAGGUGGAGAACGCCACCUUUCCCGUUGGCAUAGUCAUGAUGCGAGCCAUUAAGGAGUACUACUGGAAAACUGGCUACAAGGUUGGAUUUAAACCUGCAGGGGGCAUUAGGACAGCCAAGGAAGCUAUUACCUGGCUGAUGCUGGUGAAGGAGGAGCUGGGAGUGGAGUGGCUGACCCCAGAGCUCUUCCGCCUGGGUGCCAGUAGUUUACUGGGAGACAUUGAGCAGCAGAUUUUCUAUCAUGUGACUGGCUCUUAUCCACUUCAGCAUGAACUGGCAAUGGCUUAGACACAAAACCAACUCAGGAUUACUUUUACAAAAGAGGACUUUAAGCAAACAGCAUUCAGAAGUCUUCUGACAACCAAGUGCAUAUGAUAGAAUUAAAGGCCUAAUUCUCCCUUCUUCAUAGUUCAUGGUAUUUAAAAAAUAUGCUCAAGUCUGCUGGUUGUACUUGAUCCAAAAGCAGAAAAAAGUGGCAUUUCUGAAAUAGUUAAAUAGUUAAUACAUACAGAUUUGCAAAGUUAAUCUUGCAAAGUUCCUCAGACCAGCCUGAAAAGCUUAUUAAUGGCAACACUGAAAUACUAUGAAAAAGAUUUAGGU
Messenger RNA from Agelaius phoeniceus (red-winged blackbird), 1140 nucleotides. NCBI's taxonomy places the organism in Eukaryota, Metazoa, Chordata, Aves, Passeriformes, Icteridae. The record is from RefSeq and is a predicted model, not a curated record.